Pocillopora meandrina is the source of this 4009-nucleotide messenger RNA. NCBI's taxonomy places the organism in Eukaryota, Metazoa, Cnidaria, Anthozoa, Scleractinia, Pocilloporidae. The record is from the annotation of a GenBank genome assembly.
AGAUCAACUUAUCAACAUGCAAAUAACGAUAUUGAUGAUAUUAUCAUUUUCUUUCCUCAUACACGGCACGGCAUCUGAUGGUGAGAAUUGUUUUGAUUUACGUGAUUCAUUUUAGUCGUUUAGACUUUUAUCCGCCUAAAAUUAUAAAGAACUUACAUUAUUUCGGAGACUAGGGGACGGAUUGUAUCGUGUAUCAUUUCUUAAUUGGUUUUAACGCGUUGAAAUUACGUGUCGACGGGAACUUCAGUAGUGACGCAGAAUACGAGGGUGUUGACAUAUCUAUUAGGACAGCUAUAUUUGUCUACGCGAGUGUAAGUUCUUUGUUCUGUGUUUCUAGCUUGCAGAGACCGCUUAAGGACGAGAGCGUGCAAAAACUUACUACGAAAUUAUCGCCUUAAAGGCAUAGAGGGUUGCAAAUGGAAGUCUGUGAAGUCGAUUUGCGCUCUCACUUGCAAUUCGUGUGGUAAGUAAUGAGUGUCAUACUCAUCGACGAUACAGAUUAAUCAUUGAUCAAGUUGACGUGAUAAGAUAUGCGCCUUUGAUAAAAGCCUUGGCUGCCAUCACAGCGAUGUCCAAGCCUCACCGUGUGUUCUCGACCAUCAAAUACGUCUCAUGUUCAACAUUUCAGUUGAUGACAACGUUUUGUCUCAUAUCGAGCGGAAUAGCCUGGAGUUAGUCCUACGCUCGACAGACCAACCUUUCCUGUGUCACGAAAACUUAGACUGUAUAAAUCCAACGUGAGAACUAAUGGCACAAAAAUAUUGCAUGUUUAAAAUGGUAAUUCACUCUUUGUUUCAGUGGUGAAACCGAAGUGUGCCUUAGAAACAAGUAAGUACGGAUGUUGCUGGGACAAGAAGACAGAGGCCAAAGGAUUCUAUGGUGAAGGUUGUCCUGGUGAGUAAAACUCUCAAUUAGAAGACGUUCCACGCGUGCUCGCUUUCAGGCCAGCCAUGCUCCCACAAGGUGUUUUCGGAGACGGAAAAUGAGAAAAACUACUUCACAAUUUAUCUUGGUUCAAAGAUUCAAAGAACAGAUCAUUUCUUCUUCUUGAAUUGAUUGUCACGGUUUUGUUUCGCUUGUUAAGUUUUGUUGCUUUUUGUUUUGCUUUGUCUUUUUUAGCUUGAGAAAAGUUCAGAUAACAGAGUAUUAGUAUUAACUUUAACUCCACGUCCAGGAUAAAUUUUCGUGUAAAGUAAAAAAAAAAAAAAAACCACAGCCGUAGUCACUCAGGAACGUCGCUUUGGAGCGUUACAAGCCUGUUAAGAAACUUUGUUUUGUCUCAAGCCUGACACAGUCACCUCAAGUUCGAGUGACAUGUUGAAGAAAGCCCUAAAUACUUUGCACCGAGGUUAUCAGGUUAAUCAAGGUUCAGGCACAAAAAGUAAUUCCAUCAUUUUAUUUUUACAACAGAGUGCACAGACCGUUAUCCAAAGUACUGCCAAAGACGAACGUCUAUACUUUCUACAAAGAGAGCGUGCGAUGAGCGGGGAAAAGCAUUUUGUCCAAAGAGCUGUAGUGUUUGCAGUAAGUGAAAUGGAGAGUUAAACUUAGUAAACGAAGGAAACCCCAUCAAUUCCUUUUGAUAAUUCGAACGAUCGUAAAGCCCUAAGAUUUAUGCUCUGCCUGAGUGGAGUUGGUCCUAAAAUUCUCAAGUUAUUUAAGACUUUUUAUAAAGGAAGGCGUCUCCCUUUCUUUACAAGGGGUACAUCAUGAGAACAAUAAGGAGUAACUCACGACUGUGAAUCGAUUAGCUUUAUGAAAUCUUAUGAAAGACUGCCGAAAAAUUUUGGUCUUGGCGUAAGUAAGAGAGGCUCACAACUAUAGCGCAGUUAGCUCAUGGUAUGCCUGCUGUGUGAUACAUUUUAAGUAGCUUCUCUACAAUUUGUUCAUUUAUCAACGCCGUUAUUUAAACACCGUUCUCAUCGUCUCCGUUAUAAGCCACCCAUGAUACCUUCCUGAUUUUUCAGUGCCUGUUUUCCGUUUUAUUGAAAUUGCGUUUUGUAGUUUCUUUCAAGUUUAUAAAGGUAUUUUUUUACCCGUCGCAAAAAUAUUGACGCCAAACUUCGAACGGAGAAUGAUCACAAGAAGUAUAGAGAUACAUUGCAUGGUAUAUAUAUUUUAACUUAAAUGCGUUUUUUUUUUUAACUUCCCUCAGGAUUACGCGCCCCAGCCCAGUCCAUACAAGAUUGUUUUUUCUCUCCACACGGUUGUUGUUGGGAUUAUUCAGAAGCAGAGGGACCUAAUGGAGAAGGUUGCAUGGGUAAGUAAGAAUCAUGAACCACACAAAGCCACAAACGUUCUGUCACCAUUUCCUGUCAAAGUCAGUCAAGACUUAAAACUGAGGUACCAUAGCAGUGAUUGUUGGUUUCUUUCGCUUUACUCUGCUUAACCAUUGAAACCUAAGACUGACUGGCUUCUAAUUUCUCCUUAAAAUAUCACUUUUGAAUCAAAUGUUAAGGUCAGGAGAGUGAUGGAAAUGAUCACCAAUUUAAGAAGUUCCUGAUUGCCAAACAAAUUCUCCUUGUCGUUAGCACAAUAAAUGUAGGAACAUCAUGCAGUGUGGCUAAAAUGGACACUAAUGAUAGGGUUUAGAGGAUAAUGUCAAGAUAUGCAUCUUUCGCAUGUAUUAACUAAGAUGGUUCUCAUCACUCUCCAAUUGUUGUUCUCUUUAUGAAUAUUCCAAAAAGUACUUAACUCCCCUGAUUUGUGGAAAAUCUUGUUGGCUUCGUAUAGAUUGCUUGCUUGUUAACCUCAGAACUCUGUGUAGCGUCAGUUAUAAUUGAAAUUAUAUCCUCUUUGUGAACUACAGAAUGUAGAGACCAAUAUCCUAAUGUUUGCACGCUCUGGUACGACUUCUGUGAUCCUGAUGCGUUGAAAUACAAGGUCCUAAGACAGUCAGUGGAAUUUAUAAAAGCAAACUGUCCAGUUACAUGCAAAAAAUGCCAACCGGGACAAAGACUGCUGAAGUCUUCAAGAAACCUUAACGGUAAGUGAUUUUUUAUUUUUAUUUUUUUAUAACAGGUCUUGAUUUGGAAGUAUUUUUAUCGUCGUGACAUUAGGAUGGGUCAAAGAAAUUGAUCUAAGUCCUCAUGAAGAACCACGAGGAAUCGAAUUUCAAAUCUUUACAUUCUGCUCUCCGGUGCACUACCAGGAAAUUACAAAGAACUCGUGAGCGAAGCCAUUGCGUCCUGCAAAGUCUGAAUUGAUUUCUCUUUUGAUUAUUCUCUUACAGAACGACUAUAGAUGUCUCUCUGUAAAAUGGACAACCACAAACGAGGGAACCUCUUUAACACGUUUAACUUCGUCGGAAACAGAAAAGGACGAGAGAUGAACUGCCAAACAACGUGCAUUACACUGCGCCGUCCCGUGUGCUACCGUUUUUAUCGAUAAUUAAAAUAAGGUGUCCGCUCUCUGCACCAAGAGGAAGGAUACAAGAAGCUUUUUUUUAGAUAUUAACAUUUUCAUUUCAUGCAAUCAGAAAACGAAUUUUGAAAGACGGUCGUUACUUUUCGACUUUUCCUCCCAGAGGAGAGAGUGACCUCAAAACAAAAAGGAAGAUGGCUCGCAUCGAAAUUUUGAAAAUAAGCAAAAUAAAAGAGAUAAGAGAUAAAAGGUGAUAAUAGUACACUUGCCGUAAGGUCGACAGAUUUGAGAUCGCUGCUUACGCCAGAUUAAGAAAAGUGAAGGUUAUUAGCCAGCAAGAAGUUUAUUGCAGUCGCUACGAGAGAUAGUCGCUUCCAAGAGUCCCAUGUAAAUAUUCUCGCAACAGGCAAUAUGUUGAUACUUGCGAAAAGACAUAAUUGCUAACGAAGGACCUCUGUAAAUAUUAUUAUGUAAAGAGUAAUGAAUGUGACAUUAAACAAGAAAAAAUGGGAGUCAUCAUUUGUGAAUUUGGCAUUAGAAAAUGUUUCAUAAAUGAUUCUUUGUAGAGGAAUUUAAGGGCUUAGCCGGUGAAGCUAAUAGUCAUGUGUGCGCUUUGGAGCAUUGAGUGUGGAGCUACAGAAACGAG